Messenger RNA from Anolis carolinensis (green anole), 2841 nucleotides. It is a transcript of the gene tmem115, whose product is annotated as transmembrane protein 115. The transcript has 2 exons. Gene Ontology annotation, cellular component: membrane; Golgi apparatus. The record is from RefSeq and is a predicted model, not a curated record. Gene Ontology annotation, biological process: retrograde vesicle-mediated transport, Golgi to endoplasmic reticulum. The coding region runs from base 350 to 1414 and encodes 354 amino acids. NCBI's taxonomy places the organism in Eukaryota, Metazoa, Chordata, Lepidosauria, Squamata, Anolidae.
UGUUUGCGCCGGAGAGGAAGCGGCGGCAUCAGCGAGCGAGGAGGAAGGGCUGUGGGCGGGGGCAGCUUCAGCUUCCGGCGGAGGAAGGCCGAAGUGGAGGCCUUCCUUGGCAACCUGGAUGGGGCUGAGGCAAAGAAGGCGCUCCCUGGGCCUCCCGGCGCGGUGAAGGCGGAAGAGCGGCCUGCCUCUCUGGGCGGAGGGAGAGGGGCGCGGGUGGUCUCCUCCGGGGCCUGGACGGGCUGAGGAGGCCUGCGGCUGGGGGCUUAGCGGCCCGUCGAGAGAGCAGGCGGCGGCAGAGGCGGCCAUGGGGCCGAGGCUUCGCUGAGGAGAGGCGAGGCGAGGCCUCAGCAUGAAGCGGUACCUGCCUGUGGCCCGGCAGCACUUCCUGGCCGCCCUGGCCAGCACCAGCGUGGUGGUGAAGUCCAUCUGCGCCGUGGUGCUCCUGCUCUACCUGCUCUCCUUCGCCGUGGACACCGUCUUCGCCCUGGGGGUCACGCCGGGCUUCCUCUUCCCGCCCAACUUCUGGGUCUGGACGCUGGCCACCCACUGCGUGGCGGAGACCCACCUCUGGGACGUGGGCCUGAGCCUGGCCACAGUGGUGGCGGCCGGGCGGUUGCUGGAGCCCCUCUGGGGAGCCCUGGAGCUGCUCAUCUUCUUUGCCGUGGUCAACAUCUCCGUGGGGCUCCUGGGCGCCCUGGCCUACCUGCUGUCCUACGUGGCGCUCUUUGACCUCUCCUACCUGUUCACAGUCCGCAUCCACGGCAUGUUGGGCUUCCUGGGCGGCGUCUUGGUGGCCCUCAAGCAAACCAUGGGGGACCGGACAGUCUUGAAGAUCCCGCAGGUGCGCAUGAAGGUGGUGCCCAUGCUCUUGCUCUUGCUCCUGGCCGUUUUGAGGCUGACCACCCUCAUCGCGAGCAACGUCUUGGCCUCCUAUGGCUUUGGGGUUCUUUCCAGUUGGAUCUAUCUGCGCUUCUACCAGAGGCACAGUAGAGGACGCGGCGACAUGUCAGAUCACUUUGCGUUCGCCACGUUCUUCCCUGAGAUCCUGCAGCCUGUGGUCGGCCUGUUGGCCAAUCUAGUGCACAGUCUCUUGGUCAAAGUGAAAGUCUGUCGGAAAACAGUAAAACGGUAUGACGUUGGAGCCCCUUCCUCUAUUACUAUCAGCUUGCCUGGAACAGACCCUCAGGAUGCUGAACGAAGGAGACAAUUGGCCCUGAAGGCUCUGAAUGAACGUUUGAAGCGUGUGGAAGAUCAGUCAGCAUGGCCUAGCAUGGAAGAGGAUGAAGAAGAAGACAGCAUGAAGGCCGAUGAUCCAUUGCUACCAGAAAAGAGCCGGGACACUCUUACAGCAGGAAAAGCAGCCAACCAGGAAUCCAGCCUCAUAACUUUUGAGGAUGCCCCCUCACAAUUGUGACCAUGAAACACCUGCUCUCUUUUCUCUGCCUGCCCCUGUAUGUCAGAGCUGCUAACGACCCCUCAUGUGCUCUCCUUCACAGCACUGCCUGCUCUGCAGGGAACAAAACACUAUGCCUACUGACCCAGAGAGGCAACCUCCUCCCUUCCAGCAUUUAUUAGCCACAUGUGGCCAAGCCCAGGUCUCAGGACUCUUGGGAUGGAAACUGUUAAUUGUCACACAGACCUGGAAUUAUGUUUCUUCUCUUCAGAGGGGUGCUUGAAACUGAUAAUUUGUUUUAGAACUGGAAGGCAGAAGGGAGAUCCACAUCUCCUUAACUCAGUAAAGAGCAUCAAGCUGAAUAAAAAAACUGCAAAACCAGGCCUGAUCGGUAGUUGCCAUUGUGGCUAUUAAGACGUGUGCUUGUGUCUGGCUCCUUUUGGCGACAUUUCUGGUUAAUCUGUUUAAGGUUCUGUGCUGCCCUGCCUGGUGAGUUCCCUCUCUCUUGUGAAGUUUAAAUGCCAAACUAUUAUUGAACCUCACCAGAUUAUGGCAGAGCAACCUCAGCAAGUGAUCUGUGGCACUUUCCCUCUUGAUUAACUUUUGAUUUAGCGACAUUGUUUGUCAAAUCACAGCUUCCCUUAUUUCCUUCUAGAGUUGGUUUUGUUAUUGAUUAAAUGAGCAAGCACUUUCCUACAAAAAUCCUUUGUGGUAUUAACCUUCCUUCCUCUACAUAGAUAUGGUAACUCUGGUGAGCCUUGCCACAACAAGCUGCUGCAUUAGACUCUGGAAGGACCCACAGUUAAAAGCCUUUUAAUAACAAUAUGACCACUUAGGUCCACCUCUUUUUUGAUGUUAAAAGAAGGGGUUUAGGGAUUCUGAGCAGCUUGCUUCUAGUAUAGCAACAACUAUGUGAAGAAGCAUCUUCUGAUACUUUCCAUAGGAUCUCCUAUAGGAAAUUAAUUUUAUUUGUGCUUUAGCCUUUGGUUUUUCUUCAUUUCCCUUUGCAGUGAUUAAAAUGGCAAAGCAGCCUCUGUCUUCGGUGGAGUACCAUUGUAUUCAGGGGCUAUUGGGAUUAAUUUUUUGCUAAGUAAAAUAUACAUUGCUGUUUCUGUUCUGUUUUUCAAGGUGCUUUUUUGGUGGGACUCUUUGACAAUUCCUCUGUUGCCUCAUUUUUCUUUUUGUUUAGACCAUUAGCUUCUUUCUCUUCUUUGGACUGAGAUAGCCCUUUUUUUGGUAGGGCAGCAAGCCCUAAAUAUGUACUACCCUGAUACCAGCCCCAAAGAACAUACUUCUCCCACCUAGAGGAUGGGGUUAGGGGACACUUAACAGAAUUGGAAAAGUGUGAGGCAAUGUUGUGAUAUUUUUUUAAAGGACCACAUGAGGAGUUUGUGUCAACCAGGAAAUAAACACACAAAUUUCAGUAUCAAUAAACAGUUCUUUCAAAA